AUGCAGAAGUAUGUAGUGUUGGAUACUGGCGCUAUAUUAGGCGGGAGGAGUCUCCUGGACCCGGAGAGUAAGUAUUUAUGCCCUGAAGGCGUGGUGAGAGAAGCAAAGGAUAAACGUAGCGCUGAAUUUUUGGAUACAUAUGACCAGUUUUGGGAGGUGAGAAGCGCCGAGCCAGAGGCCUGGAGGCUUGCACGUGAGCGGGCGAAAGUGACGGGCGACGAGAGUGAGCUGUCAGAUGUAGAUUUGUCCGUUGUCGCUUUGGCAGUGAGUGUGGCGCUGUCCGAAGAGCUUCCUUUACGUCCGCUGAAGGAUGUGGAGUUGGUGCUGCGGGGCGAGGCGUGUCAAGGGAGCGCAUACAACGGCGCAGUGUCUGACUCGGUGGCGUUGAAGGUCGUCUCGAGCGACCGGGCGUUGCGGAAUUUGUGUGUUGCAUUCGGGAUAAAUGCAGAAACGCCCGGCGGCAAGGCGUAUUGCGGGGGGCUCAUUACAUGGAGUUACCAGUGCAGCAGUUGCAAGACGACGGUGUCUGCAAAGCCGACUGCCUGUCUGAGCUGCGGCAACACCAAGUUCGUGCGGUCAGCGAUGAUGGCGGCGUGGGACGGCGUGAAGAGACCAGUGCCCUGGGACGAACCGGCCCGCGAUUUUAGCGGCGCUGCUGGCGCAAGUCGAGGCGGCGCCCGCGGUAUUAGUAGUCGGGGCGGCGCUUCCACGCGGGGUUCCCCCACACGGGGUUCGUCUUUUCGGGGGUCAAAUCGGCGUUGA
This is a messenger RNA of Gregarina niphandrodes, 762 nucleotides long. RefSeq lists its product as hypothetical. Lineage: Eukaryota; Apicomplexa; Conoidasida; Eugregarinorida; Gregarinidae. The transcript has a single exon. Gene Ontology annotation, biological process: maturation of SSU-rRNA. The coding region runs from base 1 to 762 and encodes 253 amino acids. The record is from RefSeq and is a predicted model, not a curated record. Gene Ontology annotation, cellular component: preribosome, small subunit precursor. Gene Ontology annotation, molecular function: RNA endonuclease activity.